GCCUGUUUUAGAUAAACCUUCUUUUUGUGGCCGAGAUUGAAAAACUAGGUUCAGGCAACUAGUGUUUUAAUUGUUAUUCGAGCAUGAGGUCGAUUAGAUUUUUUUUAUUGGCAGAUGCUACAAUGAUGAACGCAUAUGCUCGUAAAGAAAACAAUACUCUGGACACUGUGGUUUACAACUUAGUUAAAGAAGAUCUUGAGAAAGAUGACAUCAUAUUCAUCAGUGAUUAUCUGAAUUACCAAGUCGGAAUACUUUGUACACUUCAAGGAGAAUGGGUUAUAUGGGGCUAUUUUCCUACUCCGAAGCCAACUGUGUCAAAUGUUGUAGCGUUCUACAACGAAAUGCAUCGAUUGGGAAUCUCCACACGAUUUCACAUAUCGAAGUGUUGAAAUAUAUCUGAAUAUUUAAUAUUAUUUAUCCCAGAACUAAUAUCGCGUAUCUCAUAUGCACUUGAUUUAUGUUAGAAUAGAGUUGAAUAAAGACGACUUUGUGAUAUUUGAAGGUUCUAGGGACAUUUGAGUACAGUCGGUUCUGUCUAUGGAUUCAUUUAAAAUGGAUACAAAAUGCUUUAUAAAACAAUGAAAUAGAGCAUUUCGAUCGAACAUUGCAAAUUAUCGACCAGAA
Styela clava is the source of this 624-nucleotide messenger RNA. The record is from RefSeq and is a predicted model, not a curated record. Lineage: Eukaryota; Metazoa; Chordata; Ascidiacea; Stolidobranchia; Styelidae.